ACAAAAAGUCUUAUUAUCUCUUUUUCAAAUCUCUCUUUUUGUGUCUCUCUCCAUACAUUCAAACUCUUCAAGAUUACUUCCUCUUCACUUUGACAAGAAGAACAAACCAAGAAAGCUCAAAAAUACACCGAACAACAUAAAAAAUGGCGUUGAUGAGUUCAAGAACAACACAAGACAACUUAAUUAUAGUUCCCACCAGAUCGAAUCACCACCAGUUAGACUCAAAACCCUCCGGCGAACGGAAAGUCCCCGUCGUUUAUUAUCUCAGCCGGAAUGGCCAACUAGAUCACCCACACUUCAUUGAAGUACCUCUCUCUUCUCACAACGGUCUCUAUCUCAAAGAUGUGAUCAAUCGUUUGAAUGAUCUACGAGGCAAAGCAAUGGCUUCUCUCUACUCUUGGUCUUCAAAACGAACUUACAAGAACGGAUUCGUAUGGCACGAUUUAUCAGAGGAAGAUUUCAUUUUUCCCGUUCAUGGCCAAGAAUAUGUACUCAAAGGCUCUCAAAUUCUUGACCUUGAUAAUAACUCUGGUAAAGAAUCUAACUUCUCCGCCGUCACUCACCGGCGUAACCAGUCUUGGAGCUCUAUUGAUCACUACAAAGCGUCCACUGAGUCAACUCGUAAACUCGCGACGGACGCUUCAACACAGACUGAUGAUCGUCGGCGGAGGAAAAGUCCGGCGAAAGAGGUGGAUGAAGUGAAUGAGAUCACUGAGCUGAGUAAAGAAGAGAUUACUUCACCUCCACAGUCAGAUACGAGUCCAGAAACAUUGGAAUCAUUGAUGAAAGCAGAUGGACGGUUGAUAUUGUUUCCGGAAGAUCAAGAAUUGAAUGGGACGGUUGAGAAGAUGCGUCCGUCGGCUGUUCUCAUGCAGUUGAUAUCGUGUGGUGCCAUGUCGUUUAAGAAAUGUGGUCCGACGCUAAGGAAUGGGAACACGAGUAGUAGGGUGGAAUGGAGAACAGGUAAUUAUAGGCUCGAAAGGGCAGAGAAGGAAUUAAGGAGUUUUGGAAGGGUAAACUUGGAAGAGAAAGAGUAUUUUAGUGGUAGCUUGAUUGAUGAGAGUAGUAGUAAGAAGGAACUUGUUCCUGCUUUGAAGAGGUCUUCUUCUUGCAUUAAGUCCCCUGUAGCUAGCUUUGAUUAAAGAGUCUCUUUCUUGGUUCGUUGGGAAUGUGCAUGAUGAGAAAAGGAGUUUUAAGGAUGGGUUGACGAAGGAGAAAGAUGGGGAAGAGGUGGCUCGGGCUAACUUUAUUCCGAGAAACCCAAAUUCUGUGGUGGACAGCCCAUAAAGCCCAUAACAAUGCAAAGGCAGGUGUUUGAUAAAGCGACAGGAGAGAAAUUGCAUUGAGGUGUUUUUUUUUUUUUACUAUGUUUUGGUUGAGUAAACAAAUACAAAGUAUGAUUGUUACAUGCAUGUAAAUAUGUUGUAGUUUAACGUUUGGUGUUUUAUUGAGGUCAAUAUGAAUAUGAUUGUUUUUAGAAUC
Messenger RNA from Arabidopsis lyrata subsp. lyrata, 1482 nucleotides. Its product is annotated as protein UPSTREAM OF FLC. The record is from RefSeq and is a predicted model, not a curated record. The transcript has 4 exons. The coding region runs from base 144 to 1142 and encodes 332 amino acids. Lineage: Eukaryota; Viridiplantae; Streptophyta; Magnoliopsida; Brassicales; Brassicaceae.